ACCGCACAGAACAGAACAGAAUAAAACAAAUUAAAUGUCUGCUUGAGCAUUAUCAACGAUGGUGAAAUUACGGAUAUAGAUUCCAUUGAAUUUCUAAAAGAUUUACCAUUUUCUUCGUUCAAAAAAUUCCAUUAUUUUCGAAUGUAAAGAAAAUUACCGGAAAUUAUUUGUUUGUGUAUUCGAAUGUAGCUGUCAAAUUUCAAGAGUGCUUUUUGUAUUUCAGUGCUAUUGCGCUUCGAAUGGAUGCUCAUUUUGAAGUGUAAAUAAUAACAUUUGCGCCAUUUUCAAAUAAAAGAAAAAACUUUACAUUUGACAAAGGAAAAAUGAGUAUUGCGCCCACAAUGUUGCUAGUAAAUGUGCAAAACAAUGAAAAACAUUGUUUAAAUUCAUCGGAAUCGGUUAUCGGUCGAGGUUGGUUAAAUUGCAAUGACAAAAGAAUUUCGCGGUAUCACGGACUUCUCAAAGUUAUCUCCCCAAAUUCGGUUAAAGUUCUUUCGACACAUCAGAAUUUGAUGUUUUUUCGAAAGAAAAACAAUGUCGAAGUAAAUCAAAUUGGGCAAAACACAGAAGUGAAUUUGUUUGUUGGUGACUCAUUCGGUUUGUUGGUCGACGAAUUUUGGUUUUCGAUCCAACCAUUAGAUAAUGUAAACAAUGGUGUCGCUUGUUUGAAUGGAAAUGUGGCACAACAAAAUGAAGACGCACCGACGACAAGUGUGCCAAAGCGUAAGACAAGCGUUGAUUCAGAACCAGAUUCAACGAACAAACGAGUAAAAACAGAACCAAAUGAAUACCAAGAGAAUGGUGAUCCAAACACAACACAUCCAAUCGAUGACACCACGCAAAUGCCUUCAACAAGUGAUGCAUCAUCUUCAUCAUCAUCAAUGCACAUUUCACCAAAUGUGAAUAAUGAUGAAACAAAUGCAAAUCAACCGAUAAAAAUUGAACCUUCAGAUUCGACUGAAGGACAAUCACAGCCUGUCAUAAGAAUAAAAACGGAACCAAUGAGCCAAGAGGCAUGCGCUGAUUCGUCCACUUUCGCUCCCAUUCCUUUUGAAAUAAAAACCGAAGUAAAAGAUGAACCAAUCGACAACGAUAAUAAUGUGGCAAGUGGUAAUCAGCGAGAACAACGUCGUCCAUGCUGUCGUUAUGGCAUCCGUUGCUAUCGACGAAAUCCAUUGCAUCGAGCUGAUGAGUCACAUCCAGGUGAUCUUGACUACAGAUUGCCAGAAUAUCCAGAUCCACCACUUGGUGCUCCACCAUGCCCCUUUCUCGAUCGCUGUUAUCGACGAAAUCCACGACAUUUUCAACAGUUUUCUCACAAAGUUACGCGACCAAAAGGAAAAGAGGGCUAUGAAGCAACAGUUAAUCCACCAAUGGCAACAAACACAACGACCAAUACGGCAACCGAUGACAAUGCUCACGAUACAGAUGAAAGCGAAGAAGAUCCAUAUGCAACUGACGACGACCGAGACACUGAUUACCAAGAUUCAUCAGAAUCCGAAAGAGAUUAGAUUAAAAAUAAGUCAUUUUAUGGAUAAAACAAAAACAACUUAACAAGAAUGAAACAAAUAGUUGGUUAAUUUAGAAUGUGGAAAAAAUGAAUUUUUAUUUUUUAUCCCAUU
Contarinia nasturtii (swede midge) is the source of this 1622-nucleotide messenger RNA. RefSeq names its product aprataxin and PNK-like factor. The coding region runs from base 324 to 1511 and encodes 395 amino acids. The record is from RefSeq and is a predicted model, not a curated record. Lineage: Eukaryota; Metazoa; Arthropoda; Insecta; Diptera; Cecidomyiidae. Gene Ontology annotation, cellular component: nucleus; site of double-strand break. The transcript has 5 exons. Gene Ontology annotation, molecular function: protein binding; 3'-5' exonuclease activity; DNA-(apurinic or apyrimidinic site) endonuclease activity. Gene Ontology annotation, biological process: double-strand break repair.